AUGGGUGCUGUGGCUCUUGACAUCCCCGUGACAAUCGCGUAUGGAGCAGUAUGCUUAUUUGUGGUCAUCGCAAUUUUUAUUCUCUACCUCAUCUUGUACUUCAUGAUUUCAUGCGAGAACGCGGCUCUAGACAUAGAGGAAAGUUAUGUGCCGGUCUCCGAUUUCAUGCAACCAAUCCAACCCGUGGCAUGGUACAGCGUGCAAGUCGCAGUAGUCGCAGAUUUUUUCAAAAUUACUCCUGAUGAGGUACUCACUGAGUACCAGCGAGAUGUUGCUGCACGGACAUGGAUAGUGCGCCACUCAUUCCCCAGGAAUGACCUUACAUCCAAGUUCCUGAGCAGUUUCCGUUCAAGAUUCCUCAAAAGAGGCUACGACAUGAAUGCUGUAGUUAGCAAGACUGUAGUGGCUCUCAGCAGAGAAGACAAGAGAAAGAAAAAGAAAAAUUGA
This is a messenger RNA of Cylicocyclus nassatus, 447 nucleotides long. The record is from the annotation of a GenBank genome assembly. NCBI's taxonomy places the organism in Eukaryota, Metazoa, Nematoda, Chromadorea, Rhabditida, Strongylidae.